Messenger RNA from Lachancea dasiensis, 1650 nucleotides. The record is from the annotation of a GenBank genome assembly. Lineage: Eukaryota; Fungi; Ascomycota; Saccharomycetes; Saccharomycetales; Saccharomycetaceae.
AUGACAAACAAAAAGGAAGGAGAACAGGUGGUGGAGUCUCUACAAGUGAGUAGAACGACAGACUCGUCUUCUAAGUUUCGUGAUGCCGAUCUGGAAGCGGAUGGACUGAGGCCGGAUCAUGUAAGAGAAAAUUUGAACCGGUCGCUAACCCCACGUCACAUUAAUAUGAUUUCCAUAGCAGGCGUGAUCGGGACAGGGUUGUAUUUGGGUACCGGAAGAUCUCUGGCUAACGGUGGCCCAGCUUCGCUGUUGAUCAACUACACAAUUAUCGGGUUUGUUGUCUAUCUCACGAUGUUGUGUUUGGGGGAGAUGUCGACGUUCAUGCCGAUCUCUGGGUCUUUCUGUUCGUACGCAAAAAAAUUUGGAUCAGGCUCUCUGGCGUUCACACUCAUGUGCAACUAUUGGUUCAAUGAUGCAGUUUCGGUUGCCAGCGACCUAACUGCAUUGCAACUGGUUUUGGAUUACUGGAAGAGCUCAGAUGCUCACUUCCCUUACUGGGCCGCGUCACUGCUAUUUUGGGCUUUCCUUUUAUUGCUCAACGUAGUACACGUUCGCGUAUAUGGCGAAGCUGAAUACUGGCUUGCCGUUUUGAAGGUGGUUGCGAUCGUCAUUUUUUUCGUCAUUUCGAUUGUGGUAAAUGCGGGCCACAACCAAGAACACACCUAUAUAGGGUUCAAAAAUUGGACGGUAGGAGAAGCUCCGUUCGUGAAUGGUUUCAAAGGUUUUGCCUCUUUAUUUGUUUCUUCAAGUUUUGCAUACGGCGGUACGGAAUCGAUUACACUAACAGCUGGUGAGGCUAAAAAUCCCAUUAGGAACACUCCAAAAGUUGUUAAGACAGUUUUCUGGAGAAUUUUGAUUUUCUAUGUGUUCACUGCCUUUUUCAUUGGAAUGAAUGUCCCUUACAAUUAUCCUAAGCUAAGUGAGAAGUCCGUCAUCACCUCUCCAUUUACUAUUGUCUUCCAAAUGGUGGGUUCGAACGUGGCAGGAUCAUUUAUGAAUGCUGUGAUUAUGACUAGUGUCAUCAGUGCCGGUAAUCACGCUCUUUUCGCUGGAAGUCGGGUCCUUUACAAUUUAGGUUUGGAAGGCUAUUUCUUCCCAAAACUUUUGACCAGGACCAACCGAUACCAGGCUCCAUACGUGUCUGUUAUUAUAACAUGGGCUGUUGGUGGUCUGUGCUUCGGAUCCAGUUUCAUUGGGGCUGGUACGUUGUGGACUUGGCUCCAGAAUAUUGUCGGUGUUUCCAAUCAGUUGGCCUGGCUUUGCAUUAGCGUCAUUUCGAUAAGAUUUAGACGUGGCUUGGAAAAACAGGGCAGAACCCACGAACUUCAAUUUUCUAACUGGACGUACCCAUAUGGGCCAUAUUUCCUCGUUGUGUUCGUGACAUUUAUUAUCCUGGUUCAAGGGUGGUCCUCCUUUGCUCCUUGGAGCGUCUCCGACUUCUUUUCCUACUACAUUGAACUAUUUGUUUUCCUUUUCCUAUGGGUAGUCUGGUGGGUAUACAAACGGGACUGGUUUGUGAGAAGCGAAGAUAUGGACUUCAACACUGAUAAAUAUAUUCAAUCUGAGGAGGAGCUGAUACUUAAUGAGCAGCUAGACAGUUUAAAAGGGUGGAAAAAGGCCAAACUAAUGGUGAGUGAGUACGUUAUGUGA